AUGAACAACCCGGCCAAAGGCGUCAAGUUUGUCGGGUCCGACGCUUCGGGGCUGCCUCUCAAGCGGAAGCAGGUUCAACAGGCCUGUGAUUCAUGCCGUAGGAAGAAGAAACGAUGCAUCCACGCUGAGCCCUCGUCGGCAGAGCCCGCGCAAGCCAACGGGCACGAUGGACCCGCGGGAUCCUCGCCGGCCAGAGAUGUACAUACGGCUUCGGGCAUCGCCUCUCCCGUCAAGCAUCGCAACUCGACCACUGCAGCUCCUGAUGCCUUGUCCAUGUCCCCGUCCCGCCGCGACUCGUCCGCGGCAGGGCAGGCGGAUCAUGCGCAGACCCCUCAGACGCGGUUCGUCGGCGACCUGAACCCCGAGGGUAUGUUCGCCGAGGCCGCCGACCCGGAAGCGGCGGCGAACCCUACUCAGAAGGCCGAGGUGGGCGUGUGGCUUCCGUCCGUCAACACGACGGCCGCCCAGUCGACCGCCAGCGUCGUGUCGCGUCCGCUCGCAAUGGUCGACAGGGCCCUGUUGCCCUUCGUGAGGGAAAACUGCCUCAAGUGCGUGCCGCCAGAGAAGGAUUUCAAGCAUCUGCACCGGGUGUAUCGCGACAAGAUCCACCCCAUCUUUGCUUUGAUCCCCGAAGAUGUGGUGGAUGACGGCGACUCCCCGACGGCCGUUGUCAUGCGCCAGGUCGUGUCUCUGGCCGCCGCCGCCGAUCCCGACAUGAAGAGUCAUCUGCGCCUGGCGAACCAGGGAAACAAGAAGCUAUCCUACCAGGACUUUUCGCAGACGAUUUCCGGCUCUGUCCGGACCAUCUUGGAGACGAGCCUCAUCACGGACCGGACGGUCCAUAUUCGCGCCCUUUGCAUGCUGUCGCUAUACGUUCAACCUUCGAGUGCCGAUGAGGCAGACUUGCCCGCCCAGUUGGGCGCCAAGGCGGCCCACCACUCCCAGACUCUCGGCUUGCACCUUUUCCACUCCAGCGAUGACGCGCUGGAUACUCUGUUUUGUGCCGUGUGGGCUCUCGACCGCAUCAACGCCGCAGCAUACGGAAGACCCUGCGUCCUGCACGAGGGAGACAUCGGGCCCGGCCUCGACGACUGCUUCCGGAGACAGCAGCCGUGUUUCCGACUCUUCCUGUCAGUCGUGCAGUGGCUGGACAAGGUCAUUGAACUGUACAGGCCGGGCGUCAUCGCCCAGUCACUCGAAAGCAAACCGUAUAUUGACCUGCCGGUCCUGGAGCCCAUGAUAUUGGAAGCCGAGGCCUUGCAGGUUUCCACGCCGCUGCUUGCGACCAUAGAAGUCUUCUAUCACGCCGUCAUCAUCCUGUCCUGUCGUCUUUCUAGACCCGGUCCGCCAGCGCAGUAUGCGUCCUCCAUCCCGCCUGCCUCGGCCAAUGCCCGUCGCUCCCUUGCUGCCGAGCGUAUAUCUUCAGCCAUCCGCCGGGACCACCUGAGCCCCGUGCCUCUCGUUCCUUACGCCCUCUCGCUCGCCCUCAGCGUCGAGUACAGGAAGAUGCGGCACAGCGCCCUGCCCAUGUUUCGCGCGCGUGCCCGCAGCGCCUUCAAGUCCAACUCGGAGCUGAUGAAGCGCUUCGGCGACGUCUAUUGGAGCGCGAGGGUGGUGGCAGGACUGGGAGAGCGUAUCCUACGAGAGAUGGAGCGGGCGGCCAACUCCAUCGCGCAGGGAGCAGCAGGGGCGCCUUUGCCGUCGUCCGUCACGGAUAUCCCCACCAAUGGGAGGGCCGAGGCGCCUGCCGCGGUGGCUGCGGUGCCGGAUGCAGCUCCGGCAGCGUCGACAGCAGCGGCGACCACCACUUCAACCACCGAAUUCCCGCCCUUGGACGCCAUCGACUUCUCCAUCGUGGAUGCGAUGCCUCAUCUCGACGUGUUUGGUCACUUUGACCCGAGUUUCAAUCUCCCGGCAAUCGAUAACGCAUUGGAAGCCAACCUCGACAUCGGACUGCCACUUAACUGGGGCGAAUGGGACCACUUUGCCGGUUGA
This is a messenger RNA of Colletotrichum graminicola M1.001, 1995 nucleotides long. RefSeq names its product fungal specific transcription factor domain-containing protein. The record is from RefSeq and is a predicted model, not a curated record. Gene Ontology annotation, biological process: regulation of DNA-templated transcription. Bases 1 to 1995 code for a protein of 664 amino acids. Lineage: Eukaryota; Fungi; Ascomycota; Sordariomycetes; Glomerellales; Glomerellaceae. Gene Ontology annotation, molecular function: DNA-binding transcription factor activity, RNA polymerase II-specific; zinc ion binding. The transcript is spliced from 4 exons.